AUUUUUUAUCUAAUCGUCGCGUUCGGUCUUCCGGCCGACCAUGGCCUCAUUCUAAGAAAUUUGAUGUAGAACACGGAUCUCAUCAUGUGGAAGUAUGUGUCGCGUCGCAUCAGAGAUACUUUUGAACGAAGUGUCAACCAUUUCGACAAACGCAGCGCCGCUGGGGUUGUGAACUCUGCUACCAAUGCUUCUGAAGAUAAGACCAAUCGAUCAGCUCCUUGCUGUUGGUUCAGCUCCCAAAAAUGCUGGAAAUCAUUUAAAGGCGACAAUGAUACUAACAGCAAGCGCUGGAACUUUGAUCAACUCAAUCGCACUUGGAUUGGUGCCAUAACAUGGAGUAGUGCGUUGGUAGUGGGAUGGUACGCGAGUCAGCUGUUGCAUCUGAAAUACAAGUAUCAUAAGAAUAAACAUCACAAAAGCGGCUUGACUAUACAGAACUUGAUUUCUACAUUGCAUCCUUAUGUUAAACAUGUUGACGCAGAUGCAGUAUGCUUAAAUUCUGCUACAAAUGUUGGGAAGAUUAUAGAAAUAUUCACACCCACUGUGUACUUAAUUUCAAAUGACCAAAACAAUUCAAGCAAUGAAAGAACUACCAGUACCUCCACUGACACUGAUACUGACACAAAUUCCAGUGAUGGGGACUUAGGACAAGUUCUGAACUCAAUUGAGAACAGACUUGGAUUGGCUGCCAUUGAAAAUGGUCAACUGCAAGAUGGACUUAACUUGCUAAGGUCUGCUGCUAACCGAAACCAUGCACCAGCCCUGUACAAUUUAGGGCUGUGUUAUGAAAUUGGUAUUGGUGUUACCAUUGACGAGAAAGCUGCAAUGGAGUUGUAUCGUUCUGCAGCUGCUCUGGAACAUCCAGGUGCUUUAUACAACUUGGGAAUUUACUACGGGCAGGGCAGAGGUGGGCUCACACGCGACAUUGGAACUGCAACACGACUGCUCAAACUAGCAGCAGUUCAAGGCCAACAAGAUGCUGUUAAUGCUCUAAAAUCACUUGAUGUAGAACCAGCAAACUCUUCAAUGCGAAACAACAGCACUUGGAAUUAUCAGUAUCCUCCCUAUGCACACAAUGACAACAUUGUCCCAACUUUUACAAAUCUUUUUGUUGAAAAUGUGAACUACACCCAGGAACAAAAUUGUCAUGCAACAGUUUAUUGACAAGUAAGAAAGAAUACUUUUCCAUGAAAUUGGUUAUCUUAGUGGUGGAGGUAUAUUUUGUUGUUCCUUUUUCAUGUGCAUUUGCUAAUAAUUAUAUUUGUGAAUAAUUUUGAUCUGCUGGGCCAUAAAUAUUAAUAAAUAGCUUUCAAUGUGAUGUCUCAAUGUUGUCAGCCUCUAGUCUUUAGUACUUAUGAUAUUGACAAGAACAAUUCAUGCAAAGAUGGAAAUGCACAUUAGUGUUUAGGAAUAAGCUAGUAAUUGAUGAUCAUAUGGCGUCAUUUAAUUUAACAAAUAUGUCAUUUCAUGACCAAAAAUUUUAAUAGACAGAAAACUUCCAAGUAACAGAGCCAGUAAUACUUUCCUUGGACAUCCUGGGAUUUUUGUAUUGUAUUUUGUUCUGUAUUUACAAUUGUCAGCAACUUAAUUAUGGUAGUGUUUUUAAUAGAAUAGUUUUGUUAUUGUAAGUAUAAAUAGAACUCUUUUGGAUUUUUUUCCUUUUAUUUUUAGUCUUUUCAGGAUUCCAGAAGCAUUACAUGAAGUUUAGGUUCUCUGUCUAUUAUGAUUUCUGUUCAUGGCUAACAUAGAAUCUUAUUAACACCUUUGUGUUUCAGUUGUGGUAGUUAUCUAAGGUGAAAUCAAAUUUCAUUUUGACCAGUAGUGUCCAUCAACAUAAUGUUAUUUUAUAGUGUUGUAGAA
Messenger RNA from Hyposmocoma kahamanoa, 1860 nucleotides. RefSeq lists its product as uncharacterized. The record is from RefSeq and is a predicted model, not a curated record. NCBI's taxonomy places the organism in Eukaryota, Metazoa, Arthropoda, Insecta, Lepidoptera, Cosmopterigidae. Gene Ontology annotation, molecular function: protein binding. The coding region runs from base 85 to 1164 and encodes 359 amino acids. The transcript is spliced from 4 exons.